AUGACCAAAGCAGAUAAGGAAAAGCUUAAGCAGAUUCCUAUGUCUACCAUCGAUUGCUCAGAUGAAGGAAACACUUUCAAAGCAGCCGCAGCAACAACAGACACAUACAAUCAGGUCAGAAACUUUUACAAAAAAAUUGUUGUAGAUCCAUCGUACGCAACUGCUGAACACAAUAUUUUAGUGUACCGUUUUAAGGACGGUAACGGCGCAAUCCACGAUGGUCACAACGAUGACGGUGAGUACGGUGCAGGAAGGCGGCUUAUCCAAGUUCUCCGAUCGAUGAAUGUUACGAACAUGACAUGCGUGAUCUCCAGAUUCUAUGGGAAACAUUUGGGUUUUCGCAGAUUUCAAAUUAUGGAAAACUUGAUGGCAGACAUGGUUCUUGCACAUAGUGGCUAA
This is a messenger RNA of Saccostrea cuccullata (small rock oyster), 399 nucleotides long. RefSeq lists its product as uncharacterized. Gene Ontology annotation, biological process: regulation of translational initiation; GCN2-mediated signaling. The transcript has a single exon. The record is from RefSeq and is a predicted model, not a curated record. Bases 1 to 399 code for a protein of 132 amino acids. Gene Ontology annotation, cellular component: cytoplasm. Lineage: Eukaryota; Metazoa; Mollusca; Bivalvia; Ostreida; Ostreidae.